AUGGCUUUCGCGGUCAAGGCUGCAUCGACCUCCCAGUGGACUUUGUCCCCGGCGGUUCAUCAGCCGUCAUCGCUCACGACGCGGGCGGCGGCGUCGGUCGCGAAGAUGCCGGCGGGGCGGAGGAAUGCUGCGGCGGCGGUCAUCAGGGCGGUUGCCGCCUUGGCUCCGCCGCCUGCCCCGGCGCCUCCCAGGCCAGCGGGCAAGCGGUGCCUACCGUUGUCGCAGACCAUGUCCAGGCUCAAGGCGCGGGGCAAGACAGCGUUCAUCCCGUACAUCACCGCCGGUGACCCCGACCUAGCGACGACGGCGGAGGCGCUGCGGUUCUUGGACGCCUGCGGUGCUGACGUCAUCGAGCUCGGCCUGCCCUUCUCCGACCCCGACGCCGACGGGCCCGUCAUCCAGGCACAUCGGGCGCGCUCAAGCUUUGCCUGA
Molecule: messenger RNA, 432 nt
Organism: Panicum virgatum (switchgrass)
Lineage: Eukaryota; Viridiplantae; Streptophyta; Magnoliopsida; Poales; Poaceae
Product: indole-3-glycerol phosphate lyase, chloroplastic-like
Exons: 3
Coding region: 1-432 (143 amino acids)
Biological process (GO): L-tryptophan biosynthetic process
Cellular component (GO): chloroplast; cytosol
Molecular function (GO): tryptophan synthase activity
Source: RefSeq, a predicted model, not a curated record